CUCGACCUACUGACAAGCCACCCCACCCACUCAUCCACUUACAACACCCUGCAUCACCACAACAUCCAACCAAACCGCCACCAUGCCAACCCCAGACCAACUCGCCGCCCUCGCCCUCACAGACGUGCGCGAGCCCAUCCUCGCCGCCGACCUCCUCCCAGCCCUCGGCAGCAGCCCCUUCGUCCACGUGCCCGGCACCUUCAACACCCGCGACCUGGGCCUCGUCCCCUCCCCCUCCUCCUCCUCCACCAACCAGCUACGCCCGGGCUUCGCCUUCCGCUCCGGCUCCCUCGAGCGCCUGACGCCCGACGGCGCCGCCCUGCUGGCCGGCCGACUGGGCGUGCGCCGCAUCUUCGACCUCCGGUCCCAAGGGGAGCGCGCCGCGGCCCCGGACCCGGACGUGCCCGGCGCGCGCAACACGUGGGCGCCCACCGAGGAGAAGGAGGCCACGGUGGAGCUGGCCGCCUUUGUCGACGGCGACGGCGCCCGCGGCUACGCAGACAUGUACCUCGACGUGCUGCGCGUCUACCGCGACCCGUUCCGGUCCGUGCUCGAGCACAUCCGCGACAGCCCCGAGGAGCCGUUUCUGUUCCACUGCACUGCCGGCCGCGACCGGACCGGCGUGCUCUCGGGCCUGAUAGCUUCCCUGGCCGGCCAGGACCCGGCCCUGGUGGAGCUGGACUACCUGCUGUCCCGCGUCGGCACCGAGCCCGCGCGCGAGAUGCUGCUCGGCUUCCUGAUGAAGGGGUCUGGCGCCGCCACCACCGACGACCCGGGCCUACACAACCUCGCCAGCCUGAGGCCCGGGAGCUGGCGCGCCUUCCUCGCCGCCGUCGACCGCGAGCACCUCCCGGGCGACGGCGGCGGCGGCGGCGGCGGCGACGGCGGCGACGGGCUCCGCGCCUACGCCAGGGACGCCCUCGGCUUCUCCGAGGAGGAGCUGCGCCUCAUCGCCUACAACCUGUCGAGCGGAUGGGCGCCGCCGCCGCCGCCUCCUGCCAAUGGCGCAUGAGUUAUGAUUUAUACUGGGGGCGUUUGCGUGCACCUGUCUUUUGUCUUUCUAGAGUCGGUUCUGUCUCGGGCUGUGUGUGCGCAUUUCAACUAUCUCUGUUGCUAUGGCCCAUCCAGUCCAUGCCACUUCAAGGGAUUCCCUUCUACCCA
Messenger RNA from Gaeumannomyces tritici R3-111a-1, 1161 nucleotides. RefSeq lists its product as hypothetical. Bases 83 to 1012 code for a protein of 309 amino acids. The record is from RefSeq and is a predicted model, not a curated record. Lineage: Eukaryota; Fungi; Ascomycota; Sordariomycetes; Magnaporthales; Magnaporthaceae. The transcript is spliced from 2 exons. Gene Ontology annotation, biological process: dephosphorylation. Gene Ontology annotation, molecular function: phosphoprotein phosphatase activity.